This is a messenger RNA of Symbiodinium natans, 690 nucleotides long. NCBI's taxonomy places the organism in Eukaryota, Dinophyceae, Suessiales, Symbiodiniaceae. The record is from the annotation of a GenBank genome assembly.
AUGGCCGGUGAGCAGCCCAAGAAGCCAGUCGGCGGAGCCUACGGCGCCUGGCUGGCGGAGCAUCGCGCGGAGUUGCAGAAGGAGUUGGGUCCGGGGAAGCCGGCAAGCGAGGUGGGCAAGCUUGCCGGAUCCCGCUUCAAGGCCCUCAGCGCGGCCUCCAAGGCCACCUAUCAAAAGAAGUUUGAGGAGGCCAAGGUCAAGUACGAGGCAGACAUGAAAGCCUUCCUCGAUGCCGGCGGCGAGAAGAAGACUACGAAGAGGAAGGCGGAGAAGUCCGCGAAGCCCAAGAAGGAUCCGGACGCACCAAAGAAGCCUGCAGGGGGUGCCUUCGGCUGCUUCCUUGCCAAGAACCGGGCGGCUUUCACUGAGGAGUGCAAGGGUCAGCCGGUCACCGCCGUCACCAAGUUGGCCUCCGAGAGAUGGAAGAAGCUCAGCGAGGACAAGAAGAAGGUCUUCCAAAAGGAAUACGAAGCAAAGAAGGCCGAGUACGAAGAGGCCAAGAAGUCCUAUGUGCCGCCGCUUCCCAGCGUGACAAAUGAGGAGGCCGAACAGCCAGCCAAGAAGGCGCGGACAAAGGCUGCUGACGAGACGGCCACCGAAAAGCAGGCCAAGAAAGACGGCAAGUCAGCCCCCAAGGCUGCGCCCAAGAAGGCGGCAAAUUCAAAGGUGUCCAGGAGUCAAAUGGCCUGA